This is a messenger RNA of Maniola jurtina (meadow brown), 1489 nucleotides long. RefSeq names its product CLIP domain-containing serine protease 2-like. NCBI's taxonomy places the organism in Eukaryota, Metazoa, Arthropoda, Insecta, Lepidoptera, Nymphalidae. The transcript has 7 exons. Gene Ontology annotation, molecular function: serine-type endopeptidase activity. Bases 137 to 1213 code for a protein of 358 amino acids. Gene Ontology annotation, biological process: proteolysis. The record is from RefSeq and is a predicted model, not a curated record.
UCAUGGGUCUAAAGGCGAGACCACAGGACAAUCUCCGGUCAGUUUGUGUAUACACGCCGAGGCAGAAGAACCUGCUAUAUAAUAAUUAUAUGUUAUUAUUUACUACACGAUAUAUAAAACAUUACUUUACGAAAUAAUGUUUCUAUCAAAUAUUUUGAUAUGUGUCCUUGUGUUGUAUAGUUGCGGAGCAGCUCAUGCAAAAGAAUGCAACGACUGCCUACCAUUGCGUUCGUGCCAGGCGGCCCUGGAUCUUGCAGUCGUGAAAAAGAACGAUGAAUCCAGACGACAAUUCAGAAAUGCCUUCUGUGGAUACGAAAACAAUGAACCUAAGGUAUGCUGUUCAGAUUUCCCCGUGGACAGUGACGCUGAAAUCGAAAACCAUCCGAACUUACCACUCUUGCCAAAGGACUGUGGAGACAUCGACGGCAGCCGUAUCGUCGGUGGCAGAGUUGCCAAACUGUACGAGUUUCCCUGGAUGGCACUCAUCUCUUACAACACACGCGAUGGACUCCAAUUCCAAUGUGGAGGCAGCGUGAUCAGCUCUAAAUACAUUUUGACGGCCGCACACUGCGUCGUGCCUACCAAGAAGAUCGCGGGUGUGCGGAUCGGAGAAUUCGAUAUCCUUAGCAGGAACGACUGCCAGGGGGAUCAGUUUAAUUCUAUCUGCGAAUCUAACCUCCAGGACAUAUUAAUUGAUGAUGUAAUUAUUCAUCCGCAAUAUAUAGGCGAACCACCAGUGCAAUACGACAUCGCGCUUAUUCGUCUUCAAACACCAAUCGAUUUCUCAUAUAAAAACGCAGGACCAAUCUGUUUGCCAGUUCCAAAGAAGCUCCGUGAUGUGGACCUUGGGGGCAAGAACGCCACCGUCGCCGGCUGGGGGUCUACUGAAGCAGGCACCGACUCAUCGUUGCUGCUGAAGGUUGACGUCCCCAUAAGGACGGGGGAAUCUUGCCGGAAAUACUACAACAAGAACUCAGGACCGGGCACAGAUAGGACUGACAAAACCCUCUGUGCCGGUGAAUACAAGAAGGACUCCUGCAGCGGCGACUCUGGCGGCCCGAUGAUGAUCGAGGACGAGUAUGAUGGGGUGUUCCGACUGAUCCAGUAUGGCAUCGUCUCCUACGGACCAAGGCAGUGCGGUUCCACGUACCCCGGGGUCUACACUGAUGUCACUAAGUUCGUCAAAUGGAUUCUGGACAACCUUAAGCCCUGAGGUGGACUUAGUAGAAACCCCCGUAAUGCUGGCGCCAUUCAUUAAGCCGCUAAAGCCAGGGUGCGAGUCGUCUUUCUCUACUUGCCUGGAUCUGCUAGGCUUGGCUAACGUCUCGAAAAAUGGCUCAGCUAACAGCACCGGCAUGACAUGUGUAAAGACCAGCAAAUGCGUCAAUUUGAGCGAUGUGGUGACAAAUAAUGUACUGUACGUGUUUGUGUGUGUGCUUUUAAUUUUAUGAGUACUUUUAAAUAAAAUUAUUACAUUUUUAAGCCGAAA